AGCAGCUCCCUGCUGUGCCCCAGGGGCUGUGUGCCGGGGCAGGGGCUCAGCACUCAGCACUCAGCCUGCCUGGGGAGCUGCCCAGGGCGCUGGGGGGAGACAUGUGGGGGAAGGAGCCCCCCGGCAGGGCAGGGGGCUUCUGCUGCCACAGCUGCUGCCUGGGGCAGGGGAUUCAUGGCUCCAUAGCAAAGCAGAAACUUCAAGAUGACUUUCUAUCAGUACAGGAAAAGUGGAGCUUGUGUUUCAGUGCUUUUAGAUUCCUCAUAAAGGGAAGGAAGGAGAACUUAGGAUACAGCACUGAGAAUCCUGAAUCGUUACACUGGGAGAUAAUCAAACCUGCCAGGAACCUCAUAAGUUCCCCAUGCCACUCCUCUGCCUGCACGCAGCAACGAAAUCCUUUUUGUUGGCCACAUCAGGGUUUGCGUGGCCUGCUGCUUAGUACCUGCAGGCAGGGAGAUGCUCAUGGAUGCUGCCUUGCUGCCAGGAGGGGUCUGCAGGGCACAGCUGAGUGCACAGGGGCUGGGAUGGGCUCUGUGGCUGAUAAGAAAUAGCUACAGCAAGGGAGAGCUCCAGGGUGCAGAUACAGGGACAGAAACAGACAGGGAACUUGUCGCAGAAAGGCUCUGCAGGGUGGGUUUGGGCUGCCCUCCAUCUGUCCCUCCAGUGCAGAUGUCUUCCUGUGAGCAAAGCACCUGUGCUCCCCUCCCAACCAGCACAGCCUCUGCCUUCUCAGCCCUGGGGCCAGGCCAUGAGCUGCUCCUCUGCAGCCACAGCUCUGUAGAACAGAGUUGCUCUGGACAUGGGCUCCUUUUGCUGAGAGAUCCAAGAGGCUGUGAGUUACACUCUGAGACUUUGCUAUCUGAGGGGUGGUAAGGAAAAGGCUUUCUGGAGUGCUGGCUGUCUCUUCACUCCUUGCUUCCGUCAGCAGGAGGAUCACAGUAUUUUUUUCCUCCUUUUUCCAUUUCUGUGUAAUGCUACUCUUCUCUCUCUGGCACUUCUGCAACAGCUCCUGUCUCCUUUGAGCAUUUCAAGCUCUGCGCAGUGCAGUUGUUUCAGUUUCAGGAGUGAGCUCCCACCCCCCGGGAGACAUCAUCUCGAGGCUACCACAGUGGAGGUGCCCUGGAAAGCUGCCCCAAGCUCCAAGAUGGGCAAAGCUCCUUUGUGCCCUUUCUCCAGCCCUGAGAAUCAGAAGCCUCACCAUGUCGCUUUCCUCCUUUUCCCCAGAGCGGAGCUGAAGGAGAGAGAAGUUGACAAUGACUUUCUGCACAGCCCGGACAUUCUGCCUCUGAGCAGCAACUUGUGUUUAUGCUGAGAAGAAAGAAAAGCCCGAAGAAUUUUUCCAUUUCCUAAAUUUUAUGGGCUAAUCGAAAUCCCAAAGAGGCACAUAAGUAGUUGAUUAGGUUACCUCUUGUCAUCUGAAGAGCAAGGUGAGAAGUUUACUUUCAUCUGUGUGCUUACUACCAUGCUGUUUAAAUUUCAUUACUCAUUUGGUACCAGGAGAUGUACUAUAUUCGAAUAUUUGGAAUUGGUGUGAAAUCAGGCUGUGCUCUAGAAAAUAAGGCCAUAUGCAGAGGAUUUAAUCGAUUCUGCAGUCAUGAGCCACGUUCCCAUGCCCAGCAUGGGAGCAUGAGAUCUCUGGUUCUGAUAGUAGGGACAAAUCGCUGGAGGAGGGCAAAGGAUGAAGAGAUUAAUCCCUCCUUCUUCUCAUACACAGGCAGAUGGACAAUGCACCAAUUUCAUCUCUCAUUUUGAUCAACAGUGACUGUCCCCACAGAAACAGUGGACAGAAUCUGACUCGUUCAACUGCAGAAAACAUCCCUCCUCAAAUGCAGGAAAGUCUGGUAGAAACCUUAAUUUGUCCUUGACUUACAGCAAAGCUGACUCCUCUAAAGGCAGGCCUGGCACCUCCUUUUCUUACCAUUCCUGGAUAGGUCUCUACACCCAGAAGUAAAAAUGUCCAACAUCACUGAGUUCCUCCUCCUGGCAUUGGCAGACACGCGGCAGCUGCAGCUCCUGCACUUCUGGCUCUUGCUGGGCAUCUACCUGGCUGCCCUCCUGGGCAACGGCCUCAUCAGCACAGCCGUAGCCUGCGACCCCCGCCUGCACACCCCCAUGUACUUCUUCCUCCUCAACCUCGCCCUCCUCGACCUGGGCUGCAUCUCCACCACUGUCCCCAAAGCCAUGGCCAAUGCCCUCUGGGACACCAGGGUCAUUUCCUAUGCAGGAUGUGCUGCACAGCUCUUUUUCUUUCUGGUUUUAUUUUCAGCAGAGUAUUCCAUCCUCACCAUCAUGUCCUAUGACCGCUACGUUGCCAUCUGCAAGCCCCUGCACUACGAGACCUUGAUGGACAGCAGAGCUUGUGCCAGCAUGGCAGCAGCUGCCUGGGGCACUGGGCUUCUCCAUGCUCUGCUGCACACUGCCACUAUAUUUUCACUGCCUCUCUGCCACGGCAAUGCUGUGGAUCAGUUCUUCUGUGAAAUCCCCCAUCUCCUCAAGCUCUCCUGCUCAUACUUCUAUCUUAGGGAAAUUGGGCUUAUUGUGCUUAGUGUCUGUUUAGGCUUUGGAUGUUUUAUCUUCAUUAUAAUUUCCUACGUACAGAUUUUUAGGGCCGUGCUGAGGAUGCCCUCUGAGCAGGGGCGACACAAAGCCUUCUCCACCUGCCUCCCUCACCUGGCUGUGCUCUCCAUUUUUCUCAGCACUGAUUUUUUGGCCUACCUGAAGCCCCCUUCCCUCUUCCCUUCAUCCCUGGACAUGGUGAUAUCAUUUCUGUACUCAGUGUUGUCCCCAGCAGUGAAUCCCCUCAUCUACAGCAUGAGGAACCAGGAGCUCAAGGAUGCAGUGAGGAAAAUGCUGAGGACAUGGACACUUUUUAGCAACAAUAAACUUCUCAUCUCUCUAUACUAAUGACUCACAGUC
Molecule: messenger RNA, 2916 nt
Organism: Phasianus colchicus (ring-necked pheasant)
Lineage: Eukaryota; Metazoa; Chordata; Aves; Galliformes; Phasianidae
Source: RefSeq, a predicted model, not a curated record